Messenger RNA from Calypte anna (Anna's hummingbird), 531 nucleotides. It is a transcript of the gene COXFA4, whose product is annotated as NDUFA4 mitochondrial complex associated. The transcript is spliced from 4 exons. The record is from RefSeq and is a predicted model, not a curated record. The coding region runs from base 120 to 368 and encodes 82 amino acids. NCBI's taxonomy places the organism in Eukaryota, Metazoa, Chordata, Aves, Apodiformes, Trochilidae.
GGCUGCGGGCACCUGCCGUGCGGGGGCCUCGGGUGACAUUGGGCCUCGACGGCUGGAGAGGGAGGACGGGCUCCGGAGGCUGGUAGAGAGGGAGACCUUCGCCUGCGCCCUCUGCCACCAUGUUCCGCGUUAUACUCACCCACGCCAAGAAGCACCCCAGCUUGAUCCCUCUGUUUGUCAUCAUUGGAUGUGGAGGCACUGGUGCAGGCCUUUAUCUCAUGCGCUUGGCAAUGUUUAACCCUGAUGUCAGCUGGGACAAGAAAAAUAAUCCAGAACCUUGGAACAAACUGUCUCCCAGUGACCAGUACAAGUUCUACUCGAUUAAUGUAGACUACAGUAAACUCAAAAAGGACCGUCCUGACUUCUGAACAACACCCUCACUUCCCUCAGCUGCGCAGAGAGGUCUUCCGGAAGCCGUCCGCACAAUUGUCAUGUUUAAUUACCCAGGAAGUAAACAAACUUGCCUCAGGCUGCACUUAGUCCUGUGUUUGAAAGUGUUUUGAUGAGGCUUAAUAAAUGUCUGAAAUGUGA